This is a messenger RNA of Talaromyces rugulosus, 1197 nucleotides long. RefSeq lists its product as uncharacterized. Gene Ontology annotation, molecular function: oxidoreductase activity, acting on paired donors, with incorporation or reduction of molecular oxygen; iron ion binding; heme binding. The transcript is spliced from 7 exons. NCBI's taxonomy places the organism in Eukaryota, Fungi, Ascomycota, Eurotiomycetes, Eurotiales, Trichocomaceae. Bases 1 to 1197 code for a protein of 398 amino acids. The record is from RefSeq and is a predicted model, not a curated record.
AUGCAUGAUCAAUACGGCCCUAUCAUUCGGAUUAGUCCUGAUGAAAUUCAUGUACGAGAUCCAGCAUGGUACGAUGUGCUUUAUGCAUCGAAUCUACAUGCUCGCGACAAAUACCCUCCUACAGCUAAGAUGGCGGGAACACCUCUCGCUGCCAUAUUCGAGGAGUCAUUAGUUUCACGCAAAUCCAUCAGUCUCGAGACUUCAUUUCUAGCUUUUGCGGGGAAUACAAUUGGCUUGUAUGCUUUCAACCUCGAUUUCAACUUCAUAAAGGACGCCGAAGCAGCAAAAAAUUGGAGGAAAACCUUGGAUUCGGUGGCAUUCAGCACUGUUGUUGCUAGACAGUUCCCAUGGCUUAUUUCUUCGAUUAUGACAAUUCCUCGAGGGAUUGUUAAGCCACUGUUCCCGGAUAUAUGUCGUCUUUUGGAUGCUUUCGCGAAAAUUUCCAAUUCUGUUGCGACGCAUAUAUCAACAAGAACCACAGCCGAAAACAAGCCGAUGUCAGAAAUAGGCAGAGAACGACCUUUGACUCUCUUUCAUGCUAUUGACCAGAGUUCCCUCUCUGAUCCAGAGAAACGUGCGGAUCGACUCCUCCAGGAAGGGAUGGCUCUUCUUUUUGCAGGAGGAGAGACUGUUUCACACUCCCUCAGUCACAUUAUGUUUCAUCUGCUGGAUAACCCAGACAUAUACGGUCAAAUUAAAAAGGAACUUGACGAGGCUACUCCCAUGGGCGAGACAAUUCCGUCGCUGCACACAUUAGAGCGACUGCCAUGGCUGUCUGCUUCAAUACGCGAAGGACUUCGGCUCUCCUGUCCUGUGUCUGCUAGGUUAACACAGACGGCUAGAACUGCGCUUCACUAUGGUGAAUGGACUCCUAUCAGUAUGCACCCAACUAGCGUCCUCCACGACUCUUCAAUCUAUCCCGAACCACACAAGUUUGCACCGGAUCGCUGGUUCGAUGCCCCUAGUCAAGCAAAUCGCUGCUUUGUGCCCUUCGGGAAAGGGGCACGUAUGUGUCAAGGGAUUGAUCUUGCAUACGCAGAAAUGUUUUUGGUGGUUGCAACUCUUGUCCGCACAUUUAAGCUGGAACUCUUCGAUACGAUCCGUGAAAGAGACAUUGAUCCAGUGCGAGACUAUUUUGUGGGGUUUCCUGAAACUGGUAGUCGAGGAGUGAGAGUGCUUGUGAAAGCGAUGGACUAA